Molecule: messenger RNA, 5487 nt
Organism: Symbiodinium sp. CCMP2592
Lineage: Eukaryota; Dinophyceae; Suessiales; Symbiodiniaceae
Source: the annotation of a GenBank genome assembly
AUGUUUGGCAAACUCUUCGGCAAGUCAACACCGGCAGCGCCUCCCAUUCCCCCGGCGCCACCUCUAGCACCAGACGACCCGCCGCUGCCUCCGCCAGCAGCUCCUCCACCACCUGGACCAAAUGCAUCCACAGUUCCGAAAAGCCAACCCCCAGCUCCAACCGCUGCAUUUGAGGUGGUUGGAGCUCCACCAAAGGAACCACCCAAAGCACCACCAACCCCUCCGGACGGUUCGGACCAGUCACCACCGCCCCCUCCAGCUCCUCCGGCGAAAGCUGUGCAGAAAGCCUCCUCUUGGUUCGGAUCCUUCUUUGGCUCGAAAGCUCCAAAAGCACCUAGUCCACCACCACUUCCUGCAGCGCCCCCACCUCCUGGCGAUGCACAAGUAACAGCACCAGAGUCCAAAGCAGCUGGACCUGCUCCACCCACACUUCAAGCCCCGGCACCAGCAUCCAUCUCGACUUUGCCACCUGGCUCUCAGCCAGCGCUUGCAGCACCUGCGGCCCCUGCAGCCCCUGCAGCCCCAGCUCCUGCAGCUCCUGCCCCUGCUCCAGCCGUCACAUCGGUCCCAACACUUCCUGCACCCAGCGUUGCAGCUGCACCUGCAGCUUCAGCUGCGACGCCCAGCCUGCCACCAGUGGUGACCCGGCCUGCCCCUGAGCGCUUGCCGCCGCCCACAACUCAACCAUCCCAACUCCAGCCGCCCCCACAACCAGGGCAAGCACAGGACCCCAGCCAAGCUCAGGUUGCACCUUUACCACCAGCAGCACCAGCAGCUCCUCCACUGUGCACACUUGCGCCACCUGUCCGACAAGCACAAGCGCUUCCUCGACGGCCACCCGAAAUGCGACCAGUGGACCUCGAGGAAGCAUUGCAGAGUUGGCUUUCUUUGAAGCAGGAUCGCCGUUGCUUGGGUCCAACACCACCUGCUCAUGGUGCUAUGGGCCACGAAGAGUCCAGACUCUAUGUUGUGCGAAUGACUGCGGUGGGGGAGAUUGAGGUCCCGAUCGCUGCCAACGGUACUUUGCAGAAGGCGGCACUCGCCCGCUUGGCACGUGCUGCGGAGGAAGAGAUGCCGCAGGCGCUGAAUUUGCAGAUCCGGCUCUCACUUCUGUACACCCCUCUGGGUGGGAGGCCGGAGCUCUACGGCUAUAGCUUCUCUGGUGCUCGACUGCGAGUUCAGCGGGUCCAGAGCCGAUUGGCAAGCAAUGCCAGUGAGGGAACGUUCGUGGUUCAUGCCAUCGCAGAGCCAGCGUCUCUUUUCUUUUUCAGAUCUGCCGUCGCCAGCAAAGAAGUGCAGGUUCUGGCCGAAGUGUUGGCCUUCGAGGAUGCCCCCAAGAAGCCAGCGGUUGGAUCGACAGUCCCGGCAAGCAGGAUCUGGAAGCUUGCAGUACCAGUCGCAAAGGCAAAGCCGCAGCCCAAGACUCAGGCGAAGGCCAAAGCCAAGUCAGGGAACGGUUCCCUUGCUGGGAACCCCGAGCAAGCACAAACUCAGCUAGACCAGCCCUUCAAACCCUUGGGACCUUCGCCCGGGGGCAGAGCAGAGUCGGCCUGGCCCCUUUCUGGUGGAACCUAUCCAGCGCCACUCUAUGCGGAUCCGCCUCCUGAGUGCGUACUGGCCUGGACGUUGCUCCGCUUCGACUUGGCCACCGAGUCGCGCGGUGCCCUGAAGGCUGAGCUGCGGCCCGGCAGACUUCGCGAGCACUUGGCGAAGAACCUUCCAGGGAAGAGCACUGCUGCCGCAGAGGCAGAGUUAAGUCGCCUUUUUGCGGCAACAUUCAAGGCGAAGCAGCCGCCCUUGCUGGAGUGUGAUGUUCAGGUGAUCCCUUUGGAUGAUGCACCUCGUCGCCUGCUGCCGCAUGAUUUUCCUGCAGUGACAGAAUCUCAUCGCAUGGGCGGCCUGGAAGUCAUAGAGGAUGUGUCCGGGUUGCAGAUCGAUGGAGCUCUCAGUGCCAAUGCCCUUGACCCCGACGUGACUGUCAGAGGGCUUCUGGUGACUCUGCCGGAUGCUGGCUGGAUGGAGAGCUUCCUCAGGUCGGUCCCACAGCCGCCGCAGAUGGCCGGUGUGCCUGCCAGCGUAGCUUGGGAGCUACAGGAACUUCAUGUCUUGGUCGGUUCUCACAAUACGCUGCGUUGGCUAGAUGAACCGCUUCGAGGUCUCACGGCAGGGAUGGCUGCGCACUACCCUUUGGAUGACACUGGCCACACGUGGCGGCUGAAGCUUGACAAGCUGGAGGACGGCCAGCGGUUCUGGUUUGGUGGCGAGGUUCCUGUGGAAUUUGUGUGCCACCCAGACUGUGCGGUUGUCGUGGAACUCGUGGCCGUGCUCCGGGCACCUGGUGCGUCUGCACCACCUGUGCAGGUCACACAGGCCGCGACGACGCCACUUCUGGCCGACCCCGGACAACCCCAGGAUCUACUGCAGAAACAGACGCUGGGAUGGUUGCUUUUGCUCCCGUUCUACCAAACGACGAGUGAGGGGCUCCUGAAAGCCGCCGCAGCUUCCGGCGAACGUCCCUCUUUGGCCUUCGAUGUGCAGUUUUACGGAGGGCCGGGCUUGUCCAUGCUUGCCGAGGAGGUUUGGUCUCCAGCAGCCCAGGGCCCAACCACUAUUUCGACCAGGCCAGCUGAGACUGCGAAGCCCUCCCGGCCGGCACUGUCAGCCAGCAAGAUUUCAUGCAGCUUUCAGCUUUGCGGCGACCGCUUGAUACAGUGGCUGCGGCAGCACAUACCCUUGCCAAAACCGGAAAUCCAGGAACCGCCGCCCAAGCCAAUGACCCUUCAGCCGCUGCCGUCGGUCUCUCCGCAGACGGCACUGGCAGUGCCAGCUGCACAGGGUCUUCCUUACACGCCUCCGCAGUUGGCUCCAACUCAGCCAGCAAGUGCUCUGCCAGUGCCAGUGCAGGCACCAGUGCCAGCGCCAGGCCUGGCCGUUUAUCAGCCAACUCUGGCGCCUGCUUCAAUGGUGGUUGCAGCACCUGCACCAGCACCAGCACCCGUGGUGGAGAAGAUCUACCUGCGAGAUCAGGCGGUGCAAAGCGAUCCACCAGCGAUUCAAGGUGUCGACGACAACUUCAUUGGUGACGCCAAGCCCAAAGCGUCCUCUGUGGCCACUGAAACCGGCCCUCCCGCCCGGCCACUCAGCGCCGUGGACAAGGCCAACCUUCUGCAAGGCACCAGCGGUGCAGGACUCAAGCCACCGGGACCAUCCGUGCCCGCAGGUGAGAGCGUGCCUCCCAAGCGUGAGCUCCGCUGGAAAUUCGAGGAUGAGGACAUGCUCCAAGCAGACGAAAUAUCCUUGGAGCUCCUCACACUGCGCAGCUUUUCGCCUGUGGACGGGGAGCGAAUCUACUUCCAACUGCGCUUUUUCCAGUUUCCACCGGUGAGGACGGUACCAGCAGCAUUGUCUGGCAAGCCAGGGGAAGCCUGCCUCUUGCGAAGUGCCGUCACCAACGAGCGCCUUGCGAUGGUCUUUCACAUGGACGGCUACGUGAACGGCUCGGUGGCCACUUCCGCUGCAUCCGUGCAUCGUCACCUGGUGAAUUAUCUCAGUGCCCGCAGUGCGGACAUCGAGAUUUGGAGCGCCGAGUCUGGCAUGCAUAUCGGGUCGACAUCAGUGCCUCUUGAGAUGUUAGUCAGGCAAGGACAUCAAGUGGCGAAGGUGGAGGCUGAAUAUGCUGUACUGGAGCCUUUGUCAGGUGAGCCCAAGGGAACGCUGCGGAUGCUACUGGUAAAUCGUGGCCGCACACCCACUCCGUACCAGCACUUAAACUCCAACAACCUCCCCUCACCACCACCAGACGACAAAGGCCAUCCUCAGCCACCUCCUGCACCUUCUCCACCCCGUGGAAGGACCCGCCACAAAGUGUCAGCUCUGAUCGAGCCCGGUUCAGAGCUUCAUGGUGCACAACAUCUAACAGGCCAGGCCACCGUGGCUGAAGAGCUCAGCCAGCGGAAGCACGAGAGGCUAAAGCAGCUGCGCAUGCUUCGCAAAUCAGAUCUGCAAGCAGAUCCAUUUUCCAACCACUCCGUGCUUCUGGCGGCGGCAGAGUCGGCCCGACAGGAGCGCAAGAAGCAAGAGGUUGCAAGAAGGAUGGACCGCUUCAACACGACACAGCAGUCCCUCACCGCGAGUUUUGCCACUCCCUCGUAUUUCUCUGUGGACUUCACCAAUCCGUACGGGCAGCAGGCAGUCUUCUCGGUUCUGGUGACUGGGGACAAGCCGCGAGCACCGGAAGUCUUGCCUGCAGUGCCCCCACAGCAGCCACUACAAGGCGUUCUCAUGGACAUGCCCGAGCAGGCCCUGAUGCUGGUCAAAGACCCAGAGGAAUGGCGGCGGCUCGUGUCGCUUGGUGUCGUGCCCACAGCACCAUCAGGCGACUUUUCACGCCUGGCUGCUGGAUCGUUCGUUCUCAAUCCCAAGGAAAGCAUCAGCUUGCCUUUUCGUUACUUGGAUUUCAAUUUCCCCGGCUUCGACACGACAGCCCAGCUGGCCCCUCCUUCCGGCCUCCGCUUGGCUGAUGUGGCUGCGGUUGUGGCAGGGCCAAGCAGAAAAGAUUUCAGGGUGGAGGUGGCUCUGGAUCAUGGCCCCGUGAUGCGAUGCGUGGAGGUUUCGGUUGUUUCCCAGCCCACCUCAAUCGACCGGACGGUGCGCUUCUUCGAGGCUGAGGGCACUGCGGCCGAGAAGGCAGUGGCACUGCCGCCCUCACCAGACCCGUCAUCAGGGAGUUGUUACGUGUACUGCACCAACAGAGACGUUCAUGUGCAACGGAAGGAGCAGGAUGAGGUCUCCUUGCGUUUCAUCGCUCCUCAAUCGCCAAACGUGUUGUCCUUCUUUCUGGUCUUCUACGCGGAUCCGCAUUUUAACCAAGUUGUGGCCAUCCAACUUAUCGAUAUCCAGGGCUUGCGCAUUGAGCGGAUCCGUCUCGUGGUGGGCCAAAGCGUCGAGCGUGCGAUCUGCCUGGCACCGGCCGAGGUUCUGGAUGCCGGAGCCGUGCGAUUGCAUUCUUCGAACUCCGAGGUCGUUAAUGUGCAGCAUACAGCAGAGGUGGAUCCACGCUAUGGGGUGAAGUUCACGGUUCUGAUCACCUCCAUGCAGGUCGGAAGCCGCGCCUGCCGCUUGCACGCGGUGGAUCCCGCGAUGCGCCGGCUCGUUGCCGCACUCCUUGUCGUGGUUGCAGCAGAUCCUCCAGAAGUCAAGAUGGUCCACAGCAUCACUCUGCCCGUCCUAACCGCCGUCCGCAAGCGCCUCCUUUACAAGAACGAGGCAGUCCGGCCAAUCAAGUACAUCGUGCGAUGUUCCGAACCAGCUCUGGUGACAGUGCAGUCCCCCGAGCUGGUCAUCAAUUCACUGGACACGCGAUGCAUCGAACUCUUGUUUCAUGCUGUUCCUGCUACGCUGUCCUACAAUGCUGAGGUCUUCCUUUUCAUUACAUCGGAAGAUCGUGCCAUUCACGAGACUCGCAUGCUGGAGCUUGCCUACACGUGA